AUGUCUAUGGCUGUAGUUGAUGUGGGCUCGCUUCUGCUGGUGGCACUGUUAUGGGGAGUCACUAACCCGUUCCUGCGGAAGGGAGCAGAGGGGGUAGAGAGAAUGAGAGAAGACAGGACAGUGUGGAGGCUGCUGGGUGAGGCCAAGUUCCUUAUCUCCAAUUACAGGUACAUUAUACCCUUUCUUCUUAACCAGAGUGGUUCAGUGUUUUUUUUACCUUACACUGGCAUCGACGGAGCUGUCCUUGGCUGUCCCUGUGUGUAACUCUCUUGCACUGGUUUUUACAGUGGUGACUGGAUGGAUCUUGGGAGAGAACAUUGGUGGGAAAGGAGCCGUGCUUGGGCUGCUUAUCACGAUUUUUGGAAUUUCAAUCUGUGUGGCAAGUUCUGUGAAUGACUGA
This is a messenger RNA of Staurois parvus, 400 nucleotides long. The record is from the annotation of a GenBank genome assembly. Lineage: Eukaryota; Metazoa; Chordata; Amphibia; Anura; Ranidae.